AUGCCUUCUUUUUUUAAACUCUGCUUUGAAAAGGACAAUCACGUGGAUGAUGGUGAUGAGAAUCCAGAGCGCAGAAACUGGACCAAUAAAACAGAGCAAAUGCUCUCGAUGAUUGGAUAUGCAGUUGGCCUGGGAAAUAUCUGGAGGUUUCCUUACAUAGCCUACAGGAAUGGAGGGGGUGCCUUUCUCAUUCCCUAUUUCCUCAUGUUGCCUUUGUGUGGAAUUCCUCUUUUCUUCCUGGAAAGCGCCUUCGGGCAGUUUUGCAGCCAAGGUCCAGCCAAUGUGUGGAGAGCUGUGCCACUCCUGCAGGGUGUUGGUCUUUCCAUGGUCGUGUUGAGCUUUUUGAUGGGAAUUUAUUAUAACGUCAUCGUCGCCUACAGCCUGUACUACAUGUUCGCCUCCUUCCAGUCUCCUCUGCCGUGGUCCAGCUGCUUCAGCUGGGCUGACAGUAAAUGCAGCAGCAUGCCUAUAGUGUAUUGUAAUGUAAGUGGUGUUGUAGUGGCCAACUGGACUCAAGAAAACACCACAUGCCCUUCAUCCAACAUGAUCACAGUUCAAGUGCAGAGCCCGAGUGAGCAGUACUGGGACCACGUGGCUCUGCAGAGAUCCAGUGGGCUUGAUGAAACAGGACCAAUAGUUUGGCACUUGGCCCUCUGUCUGCUGAUGGGCACCAUACUUGUUGCUGCAGUGCUCAUCAGAGGCAUCAAGUCAUCAGGCAAAGUUGUGUAUUUCACAGCUACAUUUCCUUAUGUGGUGACUCUGAUCCUGCUGAUCAGAGGUGUGACACUAGAGGGAGCUAGAGAUGGACUGGAGUUCUUUAUUGGUUCCCAGUCCAAUUUGAAGAAGCUGACUGAAGGACAGGUGUGGAAAGACGCAGCAUCUCAGACUUUCUUCUCCCUAGGCAUUGCCUUCGGUGGAGUCAUGACUCAAGCUUCUUAUGCCAACUUUCACAACAACAUAGUCCUGGACUCAUUUGUUGUUAGCACCGUUAACCACGUUACCAGUGUCUUUGCAGGCCUUGCCAUCUUUUCAGUCCUGGGUCAUAUGGCUCACAUCUAUGGAAAGCCUGUUGGAGCAGUGGUGAAGGAAGGAUUCGGCCUGGCAUUCAUUGCAUAUCCAGAGGCUUUAGCUAAGCUUCCUAUUUCAUCUCUCUGGUCUUUCCUGUUUUUUUUAAUGUUGUUUUUAGUUGGCCUGGAUAGUCAGUUUACGAAUUUAGAGGUGUUCGUCACCUGCCUGUGUGAUGCCCUGCCUGAAGUCUCCGAACUCAAACGUGCUUUUUUAACUAUAAUGUCAGGUUUCGCUGUCUUCCUCCUAGGCCUGCCAUGUGUCACAAAGGCAGGAGUAUACUGGGUAACUCUAAUUGACCAGUUUGCUUCCAGCUGGGUGCCCCUUUUUUUGGCUGCCAUUGAGAUCAUUGGUAUCUGCUACAUAUAUGGAGGGAAUAGAAUAAUUAAAGACAUCGAGAUGAUGAUUGGAAAAAAGAGCUUUUGGUUCUGGCUUUGGUGGAGAGCAUGUUGGUUCUUCAUCAGCCCAUGCAUCAUAGUGAUUAUCCUGGUCUGGUCUCUUAUAACUUUUGUGCCCCCCACCUAUGGAGCGGUUCAGUACCCAACCUGGGGCUUGGCUUCGGCGUGGUGCAUGAUUGCAUCAAUCCUGAUCUGGAUCCCUGCUGUCGCUGUGUACAAGCUGAUCAGAGCAGAGGGAAGUCUCUGGAAGCGCCUGAUUUCACUGUGUUCUCCCACUGAUGAAUGGCACCCAUACCUGGACAUCCAUCGAGGAGAACGCUACUCAAAAGAAAACUGUAGCCAAAGCAAAGCAAAGCAGACGAACGAUAAGCAAAUGUAAAUGCAAUUU
Molecule: messenger RNA, 1851 nt
Organism: Larimichthys crocea (large yellow croaker)
Lineage: Eukaryota; Metazoa; Chordata; Actinopteri; Sciaenidae
Product: sodium- and chloride-dependent neutral and basic amino acid transporter B(0+)
Exons: 14
Coding region: 1-1842 (613 amino acids)
Biological process (GO): (R)-carnitine transmembrane transport; sodium ion transmembrane transport; amino acid import across plasma membrane
Cellular component (GO): plasma membrane
Molecular function (GO): alanine transmembrane transporter activity; beta-alanine transmembrane transporter activity; branched-chain amino acid:sodium symporter activity
Source: RefSeq, a predicted model, not a curated record